CGGUGCGCACGCGCGGUCUGCUUUCUCUGUGAAGAGUGCAUGAGCGACGCCAUCUUGAAGCGCUGAGGGGAGGCAGGAAAGGAGAGUGCGGGACUUGCCCAACUUUCUCUCUGAUCCAACAAAAACAAAUUAGAUAUUUAUAUCUCUGGACAACGUUGCAAAGUGUCCUGAAUAUAUAACAUUUUCAGACAAGUCUUGAAUUAAUCCGUUGCUUGUAUCGUUAACUGCUGCUCUUGGCCUCCCCUCUGCCGCAGCGUGAAUCAUGGAGAACUACCAGAAGUCCAAGACCGUGGAGAAACCGUCCCCUCUUCCUUUUAGCAACCUGCCCUCAGACAUCAUUGAGAUGAAAGUGAAGGACGGCAGCAAAAUCCGCAAUUUGAUGGGCUACGCCAUUGGCAAGAUGGAGCUGGAUGCAGUGAGGCAGGUUCUCUUCAGUGGUUCUGGCAAAGCCAUCAGCAAAACCAUCACCUGUGUGGAGAUCAUGAAGCGGCGGCUCAAGAGCCUUCACCAGAUCACGAAGGUGUUCUUCAGGCAAAUAGAGGAGAUCUGGGAUCCCAUCGUGCCUGAGGUUGGCCUCGAUCCUUUGACGGUCAAGCGAAAUAUCCCUGCCAUAUGCAUCUUGCUGAGCAAAGAUCCUUUGGACUCUCAGGAACUGGGCUAUCAGGCUCCUGGAUCUUUUGAUGCCUUCUGGCUGGAAACGCUGAAAUCGGAGUCCCAGGGCCAGGCCAAGAGGAAGCAGGGGGGAGGCAGGGGCGCUGGCUGUGCAGGGAAGCAUCCUCGCUCUGCUGGGCGGGAGGACUCGUACAAAAAACCCUGACAGUCGGGACUGAAAGGAUUGCUUGUGGAGCCCGUGUGAAUCUGCUGGGUACCGGAUUUAGAGCACCAUGUGUUGGAAAAGCUGGAGAAGAGGUACCGUUAAGGCCAAGGAGAGGCACAUCGGUAUGAAUUUGGGAGGCUUUGCCAGUCGGCCAGCUGAGCCUUUGGGUCUUGUCAUGGGGCUUUUCUUUUCUCGUUUGAAAAGGACUUGCUCAGGAUCCACUUGCAACGGAUUUUGUGACCAGUAUGUUCUGGAGUGGAGUGCUUGAAGUGUCAAUAAAUGAACAUGCAAUGAAUUUUCCUUAGAGGGAAAGAGGGAAAGUUAGGCCUUUCAUACCUGUCCUGCUAACACAUGUGCAAGGAACCUCGGUGGAGUGGAAACACCAUCCGUGGGACGGAUCCAGCUGAGUAAAGGCAGGGAAGUACUGCUCCUGCACCAAAAGUCUUACCUUUCUCUUCCUAAAUUCUCCAUUAAGAGGGUAGCUGUCGAGGUGACUGAAUCCCAUCAGCUGUGUGUUUUCUUGACGGAGCAAGAAUCUCGCACUUGGCUAUCUGUCUAAAUUCUAUAAAUAUGAGAAAGCUCAAGGCAGAUGUGAAUUGCGUUGUUGAUGGGUUUCUUAUAUCCUGAACUCCUAAAGACUCCUAACAUUUCACCUAAGAAACAUCAGCCUUCCUGCAGGUUUGAUAGAGGAGAUCCUAGAGCAGUUGAUUGUGAAAAUGCAGGGCACAGCCCAGAUAAGCUUUCUUUUACCCAUACCUUUGUGCCAACAUGUGUGUCUGUGAGGGAAAAAACUCAAAUGACUUGAGGAGGAACUUGGAAGGCUUAGAUGCUGUCACUUUCUAGUCCUAAAACUAUGUUUUGCUUAUUAAAGUCAGUAAAAAUACAUAUUUUUCAAUUCCUAUCUUUUCAGUAAAUUCACAAAAGUUAGUAGCACACCAGUUGUUACCCACACAUCCCACAGCAACCUGCAGUCUCCAGAUGUACAACUCUGCCCCUCCCAUCUGGGCUGGGGAAUUAAUGCAGAAGUGCUGCAGAUUAUCUCCAGGGGAGGUAACCAUCUGUGGCCUCU
Eublepharis macularius is the source of this 1886-nucleotide messenger RNA. RefSeq names its product ribonuclease P/MRP subunit p25 like (gene RPP25L). The coding region runs from base 263 to 817 and encodes 184 amino acids. The transcript is spliced from 2 exons. Gene Ontology annotation, molecular function: RNA binding. The record is from RefSeq and is a predicted model, not a curated record. Gene Ontology annotation, biological process: tRNA 5'-leader removal. NCBI's taxonomy places the organism in Eukaryota, Metazoa, Chordata, Lepidosauria, Squamata, Eublepharidae. Gene Ontology annotation, cellular component: ribonuclease MRP complex.